AUGGCGUCCACCAAGGUCCAGCGUAUCAUGACCCAGCCCAUCAACCUCAUCUUCCGUUUCCUCCAGAGCAAAGCGCGCAUCCAGAUCUGGCUCUUCGAGCAGAAGGACCUCCGGAUUGAGGGUCGCAUCAUCGGAUUCGAUGAGUACAUGAACUUAGUCCUCGAUGAUGCUGAGGAAAUCAACGUCAAGAAAAACACUAGGAAAUCACUGGGCCGGAUACUCCUCAAAGGUGACAACAUAACUUUGAUGAUGAACACUGGCAAGUGA
Messenger RNA from Miscanthus lutarioriparius, 267 nucleotides. NCBI's taxonomy places the organism in Eukaryota, Viridiplantae, Streptophyta, Magnoliopsida, Poales, Poaceae. The record is from the annotation of a GenBank genome assembly.